GAAAAUCUUUGCUGCUCACUAUUGCGAUCGCCACUUUUUCAGAGACGGGAGUACAAUUACCGUAUAUGUAUUUCACGCUAUACAACCAGGAAUUGUGAUAAUUCCUGUCAAAUACUGACUGUUAAAAGACCAUUAGGGUAUUGCGAAAAAUAUGAUUUCAAUACCAGAGUAUCGUUAAUAAAUACUCCAAAUACGGAGUAUCCUAUUCGACGAUGACACAAGCCAGCAGAAAAAGAGGACGCAGCAUAGAAGAUGAAGCUGGUGAAUUCAUGCCGCUUAGUAAAAGGAUAAACAAUCUUCACAUCAAUGGAUUAUCUGGACUACCAACUCCCGAGUCUUCCCAAGAAACCAUGGACUCUGAAUGGGGCAGCCGCAGAUACGUUCCAUCUCCAAAUCAUUCCGAACCUUCUCAAGGCUCGAGUUCUCUGGAUGGAUGUGGUUCGAGCAGAAGCUCAUAUACCGCCGAAUACAGGCCCAACUUAGACGCAAAUGACAAUCCGUUUUAUUAUGAAAAUAACAAAUUACUUUAUUCACUUUAUAUGGAGCGUAUGCAGAGAGCAUCUGAGCUGUACUAAUCAUUCGGACUUACAUUUUGCCCUUACUGAUUUGCUGGCGUACAGUUCGCUUUGUAAGAAGAAAUCUCAUGCAACAUAUGACUAUAUGUCUAAUAAUGAUACUUCGAUAAGAAUAAUCAAAUCAAAAUCAAAUGAAGAAUUUCAAAUCAUCCUUAGGCCAAAUCAAGUUUUCACCAGUCAAUUUUGGACCAGAUAUAACUAUUUACUUGUAUUGCAUUUUAUUAUCCUUUGUACAUCUCGAUGAGGAAAAUUAUACUAGAAAUUAAUUUACUUUUACUCAAUAUAAACUGCAGUGUAUAUCUGUCUGAAAUCAUGUUACAACAUUUGCAUGGUAUAUUGACACAUUUUAUGAUUAUUUUUUUUUGUGUAAUUUGUCGAAUCUCGACUGAUGUUCAACAAGCGCUUAUACGCUAUUAGUGCAGUCUAAUAUAAGAUUAGUUUAAUAAAUCGACAAAA
Messenger RNA from Diprion similis, 1031 nucleotides. RefSeq lists its product as uncharacterized. The record is from RefSeq and is a predicted model, not a curated record. Lineage: Eukaryota; Metazoa; Arthropoda; Insecta; Hymenoptera; Diprionidae. The transcript is spliced from 2 exons. The coding region runs from base 213 to 575 and encodes 120 amino acids.